This is a messenger RNA of Spodoptera littoralis (African cotton leafworm), 1704 nucleotides long. NCBI's taxonomy places the organism in Eukaryota, Metazoa, Arthropoda, Insecta, Lepidoptera, Noctuidae. The record is from the annotation of a GenBank genome assembly.
AUGAAUCUCGAUAAUUCGUCGAGAGAAAAUUCUGAAGCAUUGGAUUCUGUUGGUACCGUGAGCCCGAGGGAUAAAUAUCAAAGUAUGAGAGAAAAGAAGUUAUCCACAGCGUCACUGACAAACGCUGAAGGAGCACGUCCUAAAGUCGUGACCGUCAAGCAUCCCGAGUCUAACAAACCUAAACCCACUGCCAAAAAGAAUAAACCCAUCCAGGCUGAUCUAGAUAUAAUCAAAGAAUUCCAAAGAUGUCGUGAUGAAGGACUCAAACGGUUGGAUUUGAGCAAAUCUUCCAUAACAUGCCUCCCUCCGAAUGUACGCGAUCUAACCCACUUAGUGGAGUUUUAUUUGUAUGGAAAUAAGCUAGCAUUACUUCCUGCAGAGUUUGGCUGCUUGGUGAACUUACAAACAUUAGCAUUGAAUGAAAAUUCUUUAACUAGUUUACCUCAAUCCCUUGCCAACUUGAAGAGUUUAAAAGUCUUAGACUUGCGACACAACAAGCUCAAUGACAUCCCAGAAGUGGUGUACAAACUGACAUCAUUGACUACAUUAUUUUUAAGAUUCAAUAGAAUCAGAGUUGUGGGCAAUGGAAUAGCUAACCUGACUAAUUUGACAAUGUUAAGUUUAAGGGAGAAUAAAAUUAAAGAACUAUCCUCUGGCAUUGGUAAACUGGUGAACUUGGUAACAUUUGAUGUUUCACACAAUCAUUUAGAGCAUUUGCCACAAGAAAUUGGUAAUUGUGUUAAUUUAUCAACACUAGACCUUCAACACAAUGAGCUCCUAGAUAUACCAGAGACUAUUGGCAACCUUCAAUCAAUAACUCGUCUUGGCCUGAGGUACAAUAGACUGACUGCUAUUCCAGCUACACUCAGUAACUGUAAACACAUGGAUGAAUUUAAUGUUGAAGGUAACUCUAUAUCCCAACUGCCUGAUGGUCUUUUAGCCAGCCUAAAUGAACUGACAAGCAUCACACUUUCUCGCAACUCAUUUGGGAGCUACCCAUCUGGAGGACCAGCUCAGUUUACUAAUGUUGUCUCUAUUAAUCUGGAACACAAUCAAAUUGAUAAGAUUCCUUAUGGGAUAUUUUCAAGAGCUAAAAAUGUAACAAAGUUGAAUAUGAAAGAAAAUUUACUUACAUCCCUUCCUUUGGACAUAGGAACAUGGGUAAAUAUGGUGGAGCUCAAUUUGGGUACCAAUCAGCUGGCCAAAUUACCUGAUGAUAUUCAAUGCUUGCAAAAUUUGGAAGUGUUAAUUUUAUCUAACAAUUGCUUGAAGCGGAUACCACCCAGUAUUGGAAGCCUAAGGAAACUGAGAGUUCUUGACCUUGAAGAAAAUAAGUUAGAGGUUUUGCCAAAUGAAAUUGGAUUCUUGCAUGACUUACAGAAACUGAUAGUGCAAUCUAAUCAGCUGACAUCUCUGCCUCGCUCUAUUGGUCAUUUGACUAAUCUAACAUACCUCAGUGUUGGUGAAAACAACCUACAAUAUCUACCUGAGGAAAUUGGAACAUUGGAGAAUUUAGAAUCCUUGUACUUGAAUGAUAACCCCAACCUAUGCAAUCUUCCAUUUGAGUUGGCUCUGUGUGUCAGCUUACAAAUUAUGAGCAUUGAAAAUUGCCCAUUGACAGCAAUUCCCCCUGAAGUAGUAUCUUCAGGACCAUCACUGGUAAUUCAAUACUUAAAGUCUCAAGGUCCAUAUAGAGCUAUGUGA